Molecule: messenger RNA, 1090 nt
Organism: Stegostoma tigrinum
Lineage: Eukaryota; Metazoa; Chordata; Chondrichthyes; Orectolobiformes; Stegostomatidae
Gene: mrpl2
Product: mitochondrial ribosomal protein L2
Exons: 7
Coding region: 16-1044 (342 amino acids)
Biological process (GO): cytoplasmic translation
Cellular component (GO): ribosome
Molecular function (GO): RNA binding; structural constituent of ribosome
Source: RefSeq, a predicted model, not a curated record
CCGACGGUCCCGGAAAUGACGAGUUGGGAGCGCGACGACAGGCGGAGUGUAAGGACUGUCGCCGCUGCCAAGCCUUACACCACCAUGGCAAGAGCUGCACUCCUUCGUGGAUUCACAAGGCUCACUGUGUCUCCUGGCCUUUCCCAGGCUGAGAGCACAUCCUGCCAUCUGCUCCCAACGGUCUCCCAGCUCUGGGAUCCCAUCCGACUGGCCUCCUCCCUGGCUGCCAGGGCCUUCAGCUGCAGUUCUGUAAAGCCUGGGUGGCAGCCUCACUGUGAGCUGCAUACCUCCGCGAGCCUGGCCAACAACAAACAGAACUGGUUAGAUAGGAGCAAGUACACAGUGCGGCCCAUCGGAGUGAGAAAGACUGGGGGCCGCGACCACACCGGGAAAAUCCAGGUCCAUGGGAUCGGUGGAGGUCACAAACAGAGAUAUCGAAUGAUUGAUUUCCAGAGGCUCCGAUACCGGCCUGGCCAGCCCGAGGCACCCUUUGAGGAGAAGGUAGUCGAAGUUCGCUACGACCCGUGCAGGUCUGCUGAUAUUGCGCUGCUCGCUGGGGGAAGCAGGAAGCGGUGGAUCAUUGCCACAGAAAACAUGGAGCCCGGUGAUGUCGUGAAAACAUCCGGGCAGAUCGGCCGGAUGGCAGUGUCUGCCAAUGAGGGCGACGCCUAUCCACUCGGAGCGCUUCCCGUGGGAACACUGCUGAAUAGUUUGGAGUUGCAACCAGGGAAAGGAGCCCUGUACAUCCGAGCUGCAGGUACUUGUGGUGCGUUGCUUCGGAAGGUGAAUGGCACAGCGAUUGUUCAGCUUCCAUCCAAACGCCAGGUCCAGGUUCUCGAGACAUGUGUAGCGACCGUUGGCCGUGUGUCUAAUGUUGACCAUAACAAGCGUGUGAUUGGUAAAGCUGGUCGCAAUCGCUGGCUGGGUAUCCGGCCCUCAAGUGGCCUGUGGCAGAGGAAGGGUGGCUGGGCUGGUCGGAAGAUUCGGCCACUACCACCCAUGAAGAGUUAUGUAAACCUGCCAUCGCGAGGGACUCUGAGCUGAAUGGUGAAUCAAGGGCAGAUCCUGUACAUUAAAGAUCUUACUGCGA